Messenger RNA from Rubroshorea leprosula, 4427 nucleotides. NCBI's taxonomy places the organism in Eukaryota, Viridiplantae, Streptophyta, Magnoliopsida, Malvales, Dipterocarpaceae. The record is from the annotation of a GenBank genome assembly.
AGCUCAAACAGGCAUUUGAAACAGAUUUGAGAUGUCAUCUGCAGUUUGUGUGACUUUAUACAGAGUAAACAAAAAAAUGUCUGCAGAUGCAGAUACUUGAGCAUUUUCUUACAUGUUUCUGGGGACAGGGAGGGUAAGAAAAACAAAAGAAAGAUUGCUCAUGAUAAGCCCUAACCAAUUUUACAGAGUAGAUCAUUAAUGAAUGAAAAAUAGUACAAAGAAUCGAGAAGGUCAUGCAAAUCAGUUAAUGAUCAUCUGCUGCUGGAACCUCAUUCAGCGAAGAGAAACAAGGAAACAUAUAACACGUCAACGCUUCCCACAGAUUCCUUCACAGUCCGUCAAAGGUUAAAAACAAUGAAAAGCUUCACAGGUGAUCCGACGACUCGCAAGCGAGUAGAUUUGAGAGGCAGAAUCUCCAAGGAGAGGGAUAGACAGAAGCUUCUGGAGCAGAGGCGCUUGGAGCGCAAUCGCCGCAUCUCUUUGCGCCAGCAGAACUCUGCUGCUGUUAGAAUUCAGAAAUGCUUCAGAGCAAGAAGGGAAGCCGAAGUGGCACGAUUUAGAGUGCGAGAGGAGUUCUAUGGAACCUAUGGGAAACACUGCCAAAAUGUGGACUGGCAUUGUUUUGGCCCAGAGUCAGAGUUCCUCAGGCAAUUGUGUUUCUUUUUCAAUGCAAAAAAUGCUGAUGACUUUUCAGUCCUUGUUGAGACAUGCCGAUCGCUUCUCUAUUUUGUUCAAGAUAGUGGGGAUGUUAUGAGCCUCUUUGCUGGCAUUGACUAUUCAUUGAAUCACACUUUAGUUGAAUAUAGAGUGAAACAGCUGGCAUUUGCUUGUUUGCAGGCUAUAUAUUGGAACAGAAAUAAAUUGAAGGAUCAACUUUUAAUGACUCCCAAGGAGUUUAGCUUAUCAACAACUAUCUUGCUUCAAGCAGUUCUAUUGUUGAUAGAUCCUAAACUUCCAUGGGCUUGUAAGGUUGUUGGUUAUCUUGUUCAUAGACAUGUAUUCACUCUGUUCAGAGAAAUUGUUCUUACAGUUAAGGAAAGUACUCUGGCUCAUGGUUCUCAGGGGAAAAUGUCUUUAUUGGAACAUGUUCUUAUACUUAUAGUAUCUCAUGUUGGCCAAAAGCCAUGUUUAUGCCCAAAUAUUGAUCCACGAUGGAGUUUUUCAUCCCAGAUUCUCACAGUGCCUUUCUUAUGGCAGCUUUUCCCACGCUUGAAAGAGGUCUUCUCAUCUCGGAGCCUGAGUCAGCACUAUAUUAAUCAGAUGGCAUUAUGUGUGCAAAAUCAUGCUAAUGUGCUGCCAAGUGAUGUAGUGCCUGUGUUUCCUGGUUAUGCCUGUCUUCUUGGUAAUAUUUUAGAGACAGCAGCUCUUGCUUUAUCUCAGCCUGAUUGCUCAUUUGAAAUGGGUGUGGACCUUGCAGCUGUGGCAACAUUCUUGUUGGAGGCUCUUCCUCCUAUAAAAUCCUGGAGCAAAGGAGAAGGAGAAAGCAGAGAGAGUUCCAAAUUGGAUGAGGAUGAUAUUAUUCCUGGUGAUGAAGUAGCAACAGUAGUUCUGGAUAGCAAUUUGAAAGAGCAGAUAAUCAAUGCCAUAGAUUCACGCUUUCUUCUGCAAUUGACUAAUGUGUUAUUUGGAGGGAUUUCUGUUGUCCACAGUUCAGAAAAUGAUGGACUGGAUGAUAAAGAGUUGGCAGCUGUUGGUGCUGCUUGUGCUUUUCUUCAUGUCACUUUCUACACUUUACCCGUUGAGCGAAUCAUGACUAUACUAGCUUAUAGAACUGAAAUUGUUCCGGUGCUUUGGAAUUUUAUGAAGCGGUGUCAUCAGAACCAAAAGUGGUUGUCCUUGCCUGCACAGUUUUCAUAUUUGUUUGGAGAUGCACCUGGAUGGCUAUUGCCUCUGGCUGUUUUCUGCCCUGUAUACAAGCACAUGCUUACGAUAGUUGAUAAUGAAGAGUUCUAUGAGCUGGAGAAGCCACUAUUACUAGAUGAUGUUAAAUGUCUAAUUGUGAUUCUGAGACAGGCUUUGUGGCAGCUUCUAUGGGUAAAUCCGACAUCUCAACCUCAUUCAGCUAAAUCUGCAUCCAAUACAUCUUUACAUAAGACACAACCUGUUGGAGUUAUUCAAAAUAGGGUUAGCACUGUAGCUUCCGAGCUCCUCACACAGUUGCAAGAUUGGAACAACAGACGCCAGUUUAUUCUCCCUACUAAUUUCCAUGCCGAUGGGGUUAAUGACUACAUUACUUCUGAAGCUGCAAUAGAAGGGACAAGAGCACAUGACAUAUUGAAGCAGGCACCUUUCUUAAUUCCAUUCACCAAUAGAGUCAAAAUCUUCACUUCACAACUAGCAGCAGUUAGGAAACGGCAUGGGGCACAUGGUGUUUCUGCCAGAAACCGGUUUAGAAUUCGCCGGGAUCAUAUUUUAGAAGAUGCCUAUAGUCAGAUGAGUGCAUUGUCUGAGGAGGAUCUACGAGGAUUGAUUCGAGUAAGUUUUGUCAAUGAGUUUGGAGUUGAGGAGGCUGGUAUUGAUGGUGGUGGAAUUUUCAAAGAUUUUAUGGAGAAUAUCAUUCAGGCAGCAUUUGACAUGCAGUAUGGGUUGUUUAAGGAGACAUCUGAUCACCUUCUCUAUCCAAAUCCUGGAUCUGGAAUGAUUCAUAAACAACAUCUCCAGUUUUUCCAUUUCUUAGGAACUCUUCUUGCAAAGGCCAUGUUCGAAGGGAUUCUUGUUGAUAUACCAUUUGCUACAUUCUUCUUGAGUAAAUUGAAACAAAAAUACAACUAUUUGAACGACUUGCCUUCCUUGGAUCCAGAGUUAUAUCGCCACCUUAUCUUUUUGAAGCAUUAUAAAGGGGACAUAUCUGAGUUGGAGCUCUACUUUGUAAUUGUGAAUAAUGAGUAUGGAGAGCAAACAGAAGAGGAGCUGCUUCCAGGAGGGAGAAACCUAUGUGUUACUAAUGAUAAUGUUAUUACAUAUAUUCAUCUUGUAUCUAACUAUCGUUUGAAUUUCCAGAUACGACAACAGAGUUCUUAUUUCCUCAGGGGAUUUCAGCAGCUCAUGCAGAAAGAUUGGAUUGCUAUGUUUAAUGAGCAUGAAUUGCAGCUUCUGAUAUCAGGUUCACUUGAAAGCUUGGAUGUUGAUGACCUUCGACUGAACACCAAUUAUGGGGGUGGCUAUCAUAGUGAGCACUAUGUCAUUGAUAUGUUUUGGGAAGUCCUUAAAAGCCUUUCCCUGGAAAAUAAGAAGAAAUUUUUGAAGUUUGUGACUGGGUGCUCUCGAGGUCCGCUGCUUGGGUUCAAAUAUCUUGAACCUUUAUUUUGCAUACAAAGGGCUGCUGGCACUCCAACUGAAGAAGCUUUGGAUCGAUUACCCACAUCAGCUACUUGUAUGAACUUGCUGAAGCUCCCACCGUAUAGAAGCAAAGAGCAACUGGAAACAAAACUGCUGUAUGCUAUAAAUGCAGAUGCUGGUUUUGAUUUGAGCUGAUGGACCUGGUUUAUUCAACUAAUAUGAAUUGUUGUAGUCCGUUGCUAAAAUUGAGAACCACGCUACUCACGGACACUAUUACAGUUGAUGUCAAUUCUGUACGCACCUCCAAUUCGCAAGGGGAAGGAACAUAAGGGUUGCAUUGGAGACUAGAGCCCAACUAAUCCAGACCAGGGGCAUGGUAGAGCAGUGUACAGAUAUAAAUGUUCGCAACAUACGCAUGAAGUUCACAUGUAAAUAUUGUGGAUAUAUGCGGUGUUUAUCUACUUUGUGAAUCUUUUACGCGCAGGAAUCUGCUUUGUUUAUCGAUUGAUGCAAUUUACCCAUGCAGAGCCUCUCAAAAGUGGGUAUUUCAUCAAAGGUGUUCUUUUUGUGUAGACUUCGUCCAACUCACAAGAACCUAUUCCUGUAUUGUAUAACCUCGAGCAAAUUGACAAGAACAGAAUAAGGUUUCUAUUCAUACCAUCUACUUUUUGGUUUUAAUUUAUAAUUACGCACCGCAUCAAAGAAUAAUAACUUCACUACGUUUGUUGACUUUAGUUUUUUUUUUUUUUUCUUUUUUUGGUCGGAAGUGGAUAAUGCCCGUUUGAUGUAGCCCAAAAAUGUAUUUUGCAAAUUGCAAAACAUAGACUAGCGGAUGAUAAGGAGUUCUUUGGUGGUAAGGAUUCUUUCAUUUAAUGAUUUGUUUUACAGUUAGAUUGCAAAAUAGUGGAUUCAAAGUAUAAAACUAUCUUUCUUCCACCUUUAUCUACCUCGACUCGUUGGCGAGGCAGCUCGCCUGUGGCUGAUCAAAUCUCCCAUUUACAGAAGAAGGUGAGGCAAUGGUGAAGGUUCGGAUGAACACAGCCGAUAUAUAGAAUAUUUAAUUAAAAUUCUUUGAAAAUUAUGCUUUUACCCAUUGUUUUUUAAAUCUUCUCAGGUUGAUCAUCUAGUAAUAAGGUUAUUUAUAUGAG